GUUAAUCAACUGCACGCAUUUUCUCCUUUUUUAGUAAAAAAGAAAAAGGAGCUGUCUCCUCUCCGCCUCUCUCUUUACGCACACAAUCAAAAGCUAAAACGACAGAACAAACAAAGAAGAAGAAGAAGAAAUUCGAAUUAUUAUUGCAGAAAAUCUUCAAAAAAUAAAAUAAAAAUGCAGUUCUCUAAACUUGACGAUUCGCCGAUGUUUCGGCAACAGAUGCAAUGCAUGGAAGAAAGCGCGGAGGCAUUACGAGGGAGGUGUUUGAAGUUCUACAAGGGAUGUCGAAAGUACACAGAAGGGCUUGGAGAAGGAUAUGAUGGGGAUAUUGCUUUUGCGAGUGCGCUUGAAGCUUUUGGAGGAGGACAUAAUGAUCCUAUUUGUGUUGCUUUUGGAGGUCCUGUUAUGAACAAAUUCACAAUCACGUUGAGAGAAAUUGGUACAUACAAGGAAGUUCUUCGGUCACAGGUGGAGCACAUGCUAAAUGAUAAGUUGCAGCACUUUGUUAAUUUUGAUCUGCAAGACAUCAAGGAAGCACGGAAACGUUUUGACAAGGCUUCCGUGAUGUAUGAUCAGGCGCGUGAUAAGUUUCUUUCACUGAGGAAGAGUACUAGGAUGGAUGUAGCUUCUGCUAUACAGGAGGAACUGCACAAUGCAAGAUCCUCUUUUGAGCAAGCACGCUUUAAUUUGAUUAGUGCUCUUUCUGUUGUCGAGGCCAAGAGGAGAUUUGAGUUUCUGGAGGCUGUUAGUGGAACAAUGGAUGCUCAUCUUCGAUUCUUCAAGCAGGGAUAUGAGCUACUGCACCAGAUGGAGCCUUUCAUUAACCAGGUCUUGGCUUAUGCACAACAAUGUAGAGAAUGUUCCAACUAUGAUCAAGUAUCCCUUCAUGAAAGGAUGCAAGAGUUCAUGAAGCAUAUUGAUCAAGAAAGUAGGCAUUCUGUAAAUGACAUUUUCAGUUCUCCUCAUGAAGAGAGUGUGCGACCUGCUGCUAGGAGUUCACAAAAAGUGAUAGAGGAGGUUAUGCAAUCUGCUGCUAAGGGGAAGGUUCAAACCAUUCGACAAGGAUAUCUAUCAAAGCGUUCCUCAAAUUUGAGAGGUGAUUGGAAAAGAAGGUUUUUUGUUCUUGAUAAUCGAGGAAUACUUUACUACUAUCGCAAGCCAUUCAACUGGUCAUCCUCAGGUGGGAGUCAAUCCGCGGUACAGAGAAAUGGUUCUUCUGAAAAUGGUCACGGCUUGUUGAGUCGGUGGCUUUCUUCUCACUACCAUGGUGGUGUGCAUGAUGAAAAAUCUGUUGCUCGUCACACUGUGAACCUUCUGACAUCAACAAUAAAGGUUGAUGCAGAUCAAUCGGAUUUAAGAUUCUGCUUCAGAAUUAUUUCACCAAUGAAAGUCUACACUUUGCAGGCAGAGAAUGCACUAGACCAAAUGGACUGGAUUGAAAAGAUAAAUGGGGUGAUCACUUCAUUAUUGAGUUCCCAGAUAACUGAAAGAUUUCUUUCUUCUAGUCCGAUGGGAAGUGGUGACCAUCACUCUGUUAGUGAGAGUGGCUCGUUCAUAGAUUCUCCUGAUCAGACAGAGAUUGAGGAGUUCACAUUUGAUACUGAAAGUCAUUUACAUCCAACCAGAAGUUUGCGACGGCAAGAUUACACCAUAAAAAUUGAAAAGCCAAUUGAUUUGUUAAGAAGAGUACCUGGGAAUGACAAAUGUGCCGAUUGUGAUGCACCUGAACCAGACUGGGCAUCCUUAAACCUUGGUAUUCUUAUAUGCAUUGAAUGUUCUGGUGUUCAUCGUAAUCUUGGGGUACAUAUAUCAAAGGUAAGAUCACUAACACUUGAUGUAAAAGUGUGGGAUCCAUCUAUCUUAAACUUGUUUCAAUCACUGGGGAAUUAUUGUGCAAACACAAUUUGGGAAGAGUUGUUGCAUCCAACAAGUUCUACUUCUGACGAAGCACUCAGAUUUUCUAAGUCUGAUAGACACAAGCAGUUCCGUACAAGGAAACCCAAUCAAGAUGAUCCUAUCUCAGUGAAGGAGCAGUUUAUUCAUGCGAAGUAUGCACAAAAAGUUUUUGUGUUCAAGUCAAGGGACAAUCAACAUCCAGUGGUGCAACAGAUGUGGGAAAGCAUCCAUGCUAAUGACAAGAAAGGAGUUUACCGCCAUAUUGUCUGCUCUGGGAUAGAUGUCAAUGCCAUCAAUGGACAAGCAUCAUUUAGUGAUUCUUUGAACAAGCUAUCAGCAAGCUAUCUGACGUCAUUAAAUAGAAGUGAGGACCAGCUCAUAAAGGAAAUUUCUGAUGGAUGUCCUUUGCUUCACCUUGCCUGCCUAACAGCUGACAAUGGCAUGGUAGAACUACUCCUACAAUAUGGUGCAAAUAUAAAUGCUUCUGAUUCAAAAGGUCAUACAGCACUGCACUAUUGCAUUAUCAGCAAGAGGUAUCCUAUUGCAAAAUUGCUUCUUAGGAGGGGGGCCAAUCCACGAGCUGUGAAUGGCGAAGGUAAAACAGCACUACAGCUUGCACCAGGAUCAUCCAUUGAUGAUGGCGAGCUUGUUAUUCUGUUAACAGGCAAACUCUUUACCGAAAGACGGUGAAUGGAGUCUCCAAUUCCAAUCAAGGGACAACUUCUGUAUCAUAUUCUAGUUAUUGUAAAGUGGUUUCUUGUAUAAAAAAAUGAGACCAAAAUCUGUUUGAUUACAAGAUGCGGUGAUUGUCUGUUAAGUCAAUCUUCCAUCUUCAUGAGAUAUAUACGAGUUCAGUCUCUGUGUAAUAGCCAAAAUAGGUGCUUAAACUUUCCCCUUCAAGCUGACCUUUUUUAACCCAUCAGGAUUGUGUUAGGUUAUAGCUGUAAAGUUAUUGCUCAGCCUUAUCUUCUUAACUCCUUAGGAUUCUGGCAUGAUGUUGUUGUAAAGUUACUGCACUUCUGUUUCCAAGUUA
Molecule: messenger RNA, 2929 nt
Organism: Populus euphratica (Euphrates poplar)
Lineage: Eukaryota; Viridiplantae; Streptophyta; Magnoliopsida; Malpighiales; Salicaceae
Gene: AGD1
Product: ARF-GAP domain 1
Exons: 20
Coding region: 175-2586 (803 amino acids)
Cellular component (GO): cytoplasm
Molecular function (GO): protein binding; GTPase activator activity
Source: RefSeq, a predicted model, not a curated record